ACCCCCCGAGGACCUCCCCGAAAGCCUAAACAAUCCGGCCACGCUCUCUGGGUGGGGAACCUACCCCCAAGCGCCAAUGUGGUGGAUCUCAAGGACCACUUUUCCCGCGACGCGACCAACGAUAUCGAAAGCGUCUUCCUGAUAUCGAAAAGCAACUGUGCAUUUGUGAACUACAAGACCGAGGAAGCCUGCGGCGUAGCACUGGCACGGUUCCACGAUUCCAUGUUUCAAGGGGUUCGCCUUGUCUGCCGCUCACGUCGAGGGUUGACUACACCCGGACCAAGCGCAUCCCAUUGGGGGACGACUGGGGGCUCUUCAUCAUUCGAAGAGGCUAAGGAUACAUUAGACACGCCGGCCGAGAGCUCCGAGUCGCAGAUGACUCGUCAGACGAACCCGGAAGAGAUCAGGCACUUGGGCGACACUCGGUUUUCGGAGAGGUACUUUAUUGUAAAGAGCUUGACGGUUGAAGAUCUUGAACUCAGCAGACAGAGCGGGAUCUGGGCUACACAGACACACAACGAAGAUGUUCUCAAUCGGGCUUAUGAGUCCGCAGGCGAUGUCUAUUUGAUCUUCUCAGCAAACAAGUCCGGGGAAUAUUUUGGGUACGCUCGAAUGAUCUCCCCGAUAAACGAAGAUGAAAACCUCGCAUUGGAGAUGCCGCCGCGACCAGACCGUCCCGUUACCGAGUCCGAAGACAUAGAGGUUGUGAUCACCGAGGCGACUUCUACCGCUCCCAGGGGAAGGAUCCUCGACGAUUCGGCAAGAGGGACAAUCUUCUGGGAGGCAGAGUCAUCCGAGGAUGAUGAGGACGAUGAUGACGCCAAAAGUGAACGAAGUUUUGAAGAGACAACAGUAGCAGCAGCAGCAUCAACAACAACAGACAACGCCCAGUGCCCCGUUGGCCAAUCAUUUGGGAAACCGUUUCGCAUCGAGUGGCUCUCCACGGAGCGGGUGCCCUUCUACCGCACUCGCGGCCUGCGCAAUCCAUGGAACGCCAAUCGAGAGGUGAAGAUCGCACGAGACGGUACCGAGCUGGAGCCCACUGUUGGCAGGAAACUUGUCCAGCUCUUCCACACCCCACCACCA
This is a messenger RNA of Penicilliopsis zonata CBS 506.65, 1086 nucleotides long. RefSeq lists its product as hypothetical. Gene Ontology annotation, molecular function: mRNA binding; N6-methyladenosine-containing RNA reader activity. The transcript has 2 exons. Gene Ontology annotation, cellular component: nucleoplasm. Gene Ontology annotation, biological process: mRNA splicing, via spliceosome; regulation of alternative mRNA splicing, via spliceosome. Lineage: Eukaryota; Fungi; Ascomycota; Eurotiomycetes; Eurotiales; Aspergillaceae. The record is from RefSeq and is a predicted model, not a curated record. The annotation marks the transcript as partial.